Messenger RNA from Emiliania huxleyi CCMP1516, 395 nucleotides. RefSeq lists its product as hypothetical. The transcript has a single exon. Gene Ontology annotation, molecular function: misfolded protein binding; ubiquitin-specific protease binding. The record is from RefSeq and is a predicted model, not a curated record. Gene Ontology annotation, biological process: endoplasmic reticulum unfolded protein response. NCBI's taxonomy places the organism in Eukaryota, Haptophyta, Isochrysidales, Noelaerhabdaceae. Gene Ontology annotation, cellular component: Hrd1p ubiquitin ligase ERAD-L complex; endoplasmic reticulum membrane. The annotation marks the transcript as partial.
AUGUCGAUCGUCAAGGCCUACCUCGCGCUGUGUGUGCUCACCGCGUCGCUGGUGCAGACGCAGCGGCUGUCUCCGGCUGACCUGGCGCUGUCGAGCCGCGCGCUGCCGCCGCACUACGAGGUGUGGCGGCCGUUCACUGCGGCAUGCUUUGCGGACGGCUUCACUCCCCUCUGGCUGCUGCGGCUGGUGCUCAUCUCGCACUACGGCUCGCGGCUCGAGGCGGCCGCCGCCGGCACCAAGGGUGCGCCGUGGCCCGUCCUCGACGCCCUCCACCUCCCCGGCUGGCUGCUCUGCGGGCUGGCGGCGAUGGUCGGCGCGGCGGUCGCGCGGCCUGCCGAGCUGCUGCAGCCGUUCCUGCUCACCGCGGUGGCCUUCUUCUUCGGCACGCUGUGCUC